Molecule: messenger RNA, 1312 nt
Organism: Bombyx mandarina (wild silkworm)
Lineage: Eukaryota; Metazoa; Arthropoda; Insecta; Lepidoptera; Bombycidae
Gene: SOCS6
Product: suppressor of cytokine signaling 6
Biological process (GO): intracellular signal transduction; phosphatidylinositol phosphate biosynthetic process
Cellular component (GO): phosphatidylinositol 3-kinase complex
Molecular function (GO): 1-phosphatidylinositol-3-kinase regulator activity
Source: RefSeq, a predicted model, not a curated record
AUUUACGGACAUUCAAGAAAAUAAAGUUUCAAGAGGCAAACUGAAAGUAGAUAGAUAAGCUAGUACUUUUAUUGAAACACUUAGUUCAAAACAAACCCAAAUCACAAUUAACAAAGAGUAAUUACAUGAAUCUAGAGAUUAAGCCAAUAGUACAUUGAGAGUAGAAGUUGUGCUAUUUAAGUGUUGAGUACCUGUACAUACCUAGUUUUUGAAGUGGAUGUAAUCAUAUUUUUCGUCGUAAAUGGAUUUGUGCGAUUUAAUUAAUAAAAGAAACUGUCAAGUCUGAAUAAUUUAUAUUACAUAGAUGACAAUUGAAUGUAGAAGAUGAACAUAAGUUAUGAACGAUGUUCGUAUUGUAACCGACGUAAAUGGCUCACUAGUGGAUGUCUACGUAAAUGGAUUAAACCAAAUUCUAUGGAAUGUAAACAUUUACAACGCAGUAUUGAUAAGAAUAAGGAUACGAAUAUUGAUAUAGUGGAUGCUAUUCUUAUGCCAGAACCCAAUUCAUCUCUAAAUACCAAUAAAUUUGUAAAACUUUGGAAGAGUAAAUUUUUUAUAACGACCAGCGUCAGAUCCUUACAAAGAUAUUUCGGUAAAUCACGAGGGGCUGAUUCAAUUUGCAAACUUAAUAAGAGCAAUGACCCCACAUCAGCAUUUGAAACAAGAUAUGGAAUAGGAAUUGAAAUAAAACACACCCUUAGACCAAUAAUGAAGUGUCAGCAUUCAAAAGAAGGACAUUCUGUUCUACGCAGUCACCAUCAACAUGCAUCCCUUGAAUCAUGUGCUAUUUAUUGUCAGUUAUAUAAUCAUGGCUGGUAUUGGGGUGGAAUUACAUCCAGUGAAGCAGAAGAGUUGCUUGCUGGCCAGCAUGACAACGUUUUUUUAGUCCGAGACUCGUAUGACUCCAGACACAUUCUCUGCGUUUCUUUUCGUUGUGUUGGCCGUACACUGCAUGCACGGCUUUUACAUGCAAAUGGCCUUUUUUCUCUAGAUAAUGAAACAUUUGUGCCAGCAUAUAGAUUAUCUGAACAUUGUUCUGCUGUUAAUGUAAAGACAAAUUUAUUUGAAAUGCCAGUGAAACUAGCUAGGCCUCUAAACAGGUUUGCAAAACUAGAUUCCCUACAGAAAAUCUGCAGGUUUGUCAUCAGACAAACAGGAUCAUCAAAUACUUGGGCUAAAUUGCCUUUGCCUCCAAAUCUAAUAUCAUACAUAUCUAUGGGAAGCGAUUACAUAAUACCAUAAUUAUAAAGCUCUUGUCAUAUUAUUUUGAAUGUAACAUAAAACAAAAAUAAAUGUACCUUAUGAAUAAUUA